Talaromyces marneffei is the source of this 2718-nucleotide messenger RNA. RefSeq lists its product as uncharacterized. Gene Ontology annotation, molecular function: nucleic acid binding. The coding region runs from base 1 to 2718 and encodes 905 amino acids. The transcript has 2 exons. The record is from RefSeq and is a predicted model, not a curated record. Lineage: Eukaryota; Fungi; Ascomycota; Eurotiomycetes; Eurotiales; Trichocomaceae.
AUGAGAAAUUCCAAGGCCUUCGAAAUCGAUAUACAACUGGAUGGCUAUGUGUACGCUAGAACGUUAGCCGAUAGUGGAUGCCUUACAUAUGGAAUAAUAAAGGAAUCUUUUGCCUCCAAAAAUGGCCUCACCCGAUGCGCAAUAAACCCCAUUCCCAUGAGGGGAUACGAUGGAAUAAGAGAUCAGACUAUUAGUGAGAUAGUCGUGGCCUCCAUGGAUAUUGGAGGACACCGGAUUAAAAGAAUGUGCUUUUAUAUGGUACCAAGAAUGAAAUACGACGUGAUAUUAAGGAUCGAAUGGAUGAGAAGCUUGAAUGUGAUACUCGACCCUGCAAAUGAGAGAAUGACACUGCCCGAUGGCACUGAGAUUACUAAUGCAAAUAUACGAGCUGCAGCUAACCAGCACACUAACACCUACGAGAUAUCGGCCAACGGAUUAAUGACCCUACGAAGAAGACAACAACGAAACCCUGAUAAUAGAAUUAAGAUUUUUGCAGCAAGUAUAGCUGAUAUUGAUAAAGCGCUUGCACCAAAGAAGAGAACCGAGCCCCGAGAAGCCUUACCUGAUUAUUUACGAGAUUAUAUUGAUGUUUUUGACCCUGUCGAAGCUGAUAAGCUUCCCCGGCACCGCCCUAGCGCCGACCAUAUAAUUGAACUAAUAGAAAAAGAUAAGGAUAGAAAGAAACCUGAAGCCCCGUGGGGACCACUAUACAAUAUGUCGAGAGAAGAACUUCUUGUCUUACGGAAAACACUGCACGAACUACUAUCAAAAGGAUUUAUAAGAGUUAGCAAGUCACCAGCCGCAGCCCCAGUACUAUUUAUUAAGAAACCUAGAGGUGGCUUACGCUUCUGUGUCGACUAUCGAGCCUUGAACGCUAUUACUAAAAAGGACCGUUAUCCUUUACCACUAAUACAUAAGACUCUACAGCGAAUAUCGAAAGCAAAGUGGUUUACGAAGUUUGACGUGCCUGCAGCCUUUCACAAAAUCCGCAUCACUAAAGGGGAUGAGUGGUUAACUGCCUUUAGAACUCGAUUUGGCCUUUUCGAAUGGCUCGUGACCCCCUUCGGCCUAGCUAAUGCGCCAAGCACGUUCCAACGAUACAUUAACUGGACCUUACGCGACUUCCUAGACGACUUUGUAUCAGCAUACAUCGAUGAUAUCCUCAUCUUCACGGACGGAACCUUAAAAGAACAUCGCCAACACGUCCGAAAGGUACUACAACGGCUCCGUGAAGCUGGCCUCCAGGUCGACAUCGACAAAUCCGAAUUCGAAGUAAAAAGCACCAAAUACCUUGGAUUUAUAAUAGAAGCAGAGAAAGGAAUACGCAUGGACCCCGCUAAGGUGAAAGCAAUACAGGAAUGGCAGGCCCCUAUUAAUAUAAGAGAAGUCCGACAGUUCCUAGGGUUCGCCAACUUUUACCGACAGUUCAUCCGAAACUACUCUGAGAUAGUCCGACCGUUGACUAACCUCACACACCGUGGUACUCUCUUUACAUGGAAUGACCAAUCUGACAAAGCCUUUAAAGAUCUAAAAAGCCUUUUUAUCACUGAGCCUGUUCUAGUCGCCUUUGACCCUACGCGGAAAACAAAAGUGGAGACUGAUUCUUCAGGAUACGCCAAUGGAGGAACGCUUUCCCAAUAUGACAACGAAGGACGGCUCCGAACCUGCGCCUACUACUCACGGAAGCUGAACCCAGUGGAAUGUAACUAUGAGAUCCAUGAUAAAGAGCUACUUGCUAUUAUUGACUGCAUGAAGCAAUGGGAAGCUGAACUAAUGUCCCUGGACGGCUCCUUCACGGUAAUGCGCUGGCAAAUACUCCUUUCCCGAUUCCAAUAUGAACUUGUUUAUCGCCCAGGCGCACAAGCCUUCCGACCUGACGCCCUCUCCCGAAGACCACAGGAUAUGCCACAGGACUAUAAUAAUGACCGUCUUACUUAUCGAGACCGGAUCCUUAUACCACUAAAUAUACAAGCCUGCCCUGUUGAGGUUCUGAGAGAAGCUAUCCCAAAGCUAGAUACCCUCUGGCAACAAGCAGAGGCACAGGAUAAGAUAUAUAACCGCAUACGCCGUGCUGUAUCUAAUAAGCUACGAACAUUCCCUAGAGAACUAGGCCUUAAAGUUACUAUAUCCGAUUGCAAGACCGACGAACAAGGACGGCUUUACCAUCGAGGCCGGCGAUGGGUCCCUGAAUAUGAGCCGCUACGAACUAAGAUCAUACAGCAAAGCCACGACUUACUACUCUCAGGACACCCAGGACACAACGGGACAAGCGCCAUAGUAGGACGAGCAUUCUUCUGGCCUCAUAUACACCAGGAUAUCCGACGGUUCACGAGUAACUGCGACAAAUGUGGCGCGAACACCAUCUGGAGAGAACGGCGACAAGGAUUAUUAAAGCCACUACCAAUCCCUGAAAGGAAAUGGCGUCAAAUAAGCACUGACUUUAUCGACAAGCUCCCUGAAUGUGGUGGAUAUACGAACCUUAUGGUUAUCGUGGAUCGGCUCUGUAAAGGUGUUAUCUUAAUCCCCUUAAAAAACCUCUCCGCUGAAACGGUAGCCCGGAAAUUCAUCAAGUACUUCAUAUCGCGCCAUGGGUUCCCAAACGGCAUCAUCUCUACUGGGUUAAUUGUCGAACGGAUCCCGUCGGGAUCUGUCGGAUUGGCGGGUUUACUCCCGGCUAACCCUGAAUGUAUUUUACAAGUAUAUGAAAGGAAGAAGUGA